AUGUCAUGGCAGGCUCUCACCUUUCAGCCUGAGCUGCCGCUCUAUUGCACACCGACAAACGACUUCCUGACCCGCUUCUCGAGUACAUUUCACACAUGUGUGCCGACUCCUCUGGCUUUCAUAUCGACACUAUUGGGCACCCUCUCUAUCGUGUCAUGGCUGUUCGCACAGAUGCCGCAAAUAUAUAAGAACUACAGGAUUAAGAGCACGUCUGGUCUGUCUAUCUUCUUCCUAGUAGAGUGGUGUGCAGGAGAUGUCAGCAACCUCCUUGGGGCCGUCUUCACGAAGCAGGCAACAUGGCAAAUGAUAGUAGCAGGGUAUUAUUGCCUUGUAGACUUUAUGCUUGUCGCUCAGUGGAUUUGGUACGAGCGUCUACGACACGGCUACAGGAUUCGACAGAUGUGGCCGGACACAGAUGGCACUGACCGAUCUGGCCGAGGUCAAGAGAUGGUCAUCGAGGGUAUGCCGGCAAUGAGUCGUGAGAACACGUUUGAGAGGAUCAACAGUCCGGAAAGAAAGAGCUCGGCCAAGGAUAUCAAUACGACUGGUAACGGAAAAGCAAGCAUGUGGCGCAUGCCAGUCUUUGGGGAUGUCGAGAAGUACGGUUCGCCCAGGAGCCCACGUGCCAUCAAUCGCGUCCAGGCUUCUUCUUCCUUCCAGUCACCGUCUCCUCGCACCGUGCUGCUGUUGGCUUGCUUGAUCUCUCUUGCCCACGCAUCACCAUUGGAGUCUUCCAUUCACCAUCCUCAACAUCACGAGCCUGUUAGCAAAGUUUCGGGUCUGGCGGCCGCUGGUACUGUUUUCUCCUGGCUGUCGACACUCUUAUAUUUGGGCAGCCGGCUACCACAACUUUACAAGAACUGGGCCAGAAAAUCGACUGCAGGCCUUAGUGCUCACCUAUUCAUCGCCGCGUUCUUUGGAAAUCUCUUCUACAGUACUAGCAUGCUUACGAACCCUAAUCUCUGGGCCGAUGCACCUGCUCACGGCUUGCAUGGCUGGGUUGAGAGUACACCCAAUGUCCGUUAUGACUGGCUCAUGCGUGCUUUGCCAUUCUGGCUUGGUGCGGCCGGUGUGCUUGUCAUGGAUGCGGCCGUCGGUGUGCAAUUCCUCAUGUACGGCGAGAGUGAAGAUUCGAAGGUUGUCGUACUGGAAGAAUCUGGUGUUGAGAACUGGCGCUGGCGAAGAGUUAGUGGCUGGAUGCGCGGCUGGGUGCCUAGUUUCGGUGAGCCUGUUGGCAGAUCGGACAAUGGAAACGAGAGGGACUCUCUGCUUCCUCACACAUCGAACCAGGAUUACGGAGCUGCUGCUAGAGUAUGA
Molecule: messenger RNA, 1317 nt
Organism: Aureobasidium vineae
Lineage: Eukaryota; Fungi; Ascomycota; Dothideomycetes; Dothideales; Saccotheciaceae
Source: the annotation of a GenBank genome assembly